UUUCAUUUGAUCGUUCCGACGUGCAAUUCGCUCUGGUUGAUCUACAAUGUAAUGAUUAGCUAACUAUGAGUUCCCGGUCCUGUUGCAUGUAGUCUGUUGAUUUAUUUUUGUUGCUCACUCAAAAACAGUCCGCUGUAACCAUCGAACACAAUAUCGUUUUCAACUAUCCGAGUGGCGGAAACAGACAGCAGUGAAAUGGUGGUCCCAACGACGGUUUACAUUCGAUUUCCUUUGUACAAUUACAGUCAUAAAUAUAAAAAUUUGGAUAAAAUCAUUGACGUCGUAAAACAUUUCCUAGAAGAAUAUGAACAAAUAAUCCUGCACAAAGAUUUGUAUCGGGGUGUUUUCCAUAGUUAUUUGCGGGAGAUUCGAAUGAAGGUGAAACAUCUGUUGGCUAAAUUUCAAGCAGCGCCAUAUGACGAUGGAAGUUGGAGAGCAGACAAAGAGUUGUUUUGCUGUGGGCUUGCCUUUGACGACGCUGGGGACUUGCGAAGACAUUAUCGCGCUGUACACAAUGAUCCUUUCGUCCGAUACACUAAUACUUUAGAGCUCAAAUCAUCACUGGCAAAGCUGGACCACAUGAGGCAUCGGUUGGAUGAGUAUAUAAACUUCGGUCGAGAAUACAAUCUAGAAUUGCUGACCAAUUUGAAAAGAGUUCUUAAAAAAAUAUCAAACACUCUAAAAUUUUAAUCAAAGAAAAUAGCAAAAAAAAAUUAUGUGACGAGGUGUCUUAACAACAUAAAUAUACGCUUAAGAAAAAAAAGUAAA
Toxorhynchites rutilus septentrionalis is the source of this 768-nucleotide messenger RNA. RefSeq lists its product as uncharacterized. The transcript is spliced from 4 exons. The record is from RefSeq and is a predicted model, not a curated record. The coding region runs from base 196 to 690 and encodes 164 amino acids. NCBI's taxonomy places the organism in Eukaryota, Metazoa, Arthropoda, Insecta, Diptera, Culicidae.